Molecule: messenger RNA, 1613 nt
Organism: Puccinia graminis f. sp. tritici CRL 75-36-700-3
Lineage: Eukaryota; Fungi; Basidiomycota; Pucciniomycetes; Pucciniales; Pucciniaceae
Exons: 6
Coding region: 62-1453 (463 amino acids)
Source: RefSeq, a predicted model, not a curated record
GUUAUACAUAUUAACAACAGAACUGAGGUUACACACAUACCCAAAAUUUUCAUCUAUUAAAAUGAUUGAAGACGACGAUUUCGAAACGCUUCUGGUAGUCGAAAAUUUAAUCAAACAUCUAAUCAGAGCGGUCCAUAUGUUAGAUCAGUUGGUUAAAGAAGAAGAAGACCUGUUUGGACACUUCUGCAAAUGGCUCCGAUCAGAGUUUGAUUAUGUUGUAGCCUUGGAAAGUGCACCGACUCCUCCGAGUCGGCCACUGAUCAAAUACGACUUAAUGGCCGUUAGCAAAUUUAUCCAACGCGGUGAAGCCAAUCCUCUGGAUAAUGUCAUAUUUUCUCAGUUUCGAUCCAAGACAGACGAUUUCAAAUAUUUACAAUCAGUCAAAGAGAAAUUAUCCAAGACAGUUUAUGACGACCAUUUUGACGUAAAUGGCCCCGAAAGUCGGAUAGAAUUGAAGAAGAAGUUGGCUGCUCUGCUAUCGUUUUCUGAUCAAGAUAGCGGCCAUCCCGCCGAUGAGAAAAACGACCAGAGACGUGAAUCCUUGAACAACGAGUCACCAAUCCUUGGUACAUAUGUCACACCUGAUUCGAGCCACUUUCAACAACCUCAUCCCAAUGCUGAAUUUCUAACUCCUAGCUUUGGUGACCACUUGAGAAGACAAAAAGUUGUGGCCAUCACGCCUUCCAACCCGUCGAUAUUCAAACCUCUAUCGUCAUCUACUUCGGGGUCUAAUCCCCAAUUCAGCUCCAACUCACAUCAAUCAUCUCAACCUGACGCCAAUAAUUCUGCAAAUCUUUCGUCUCAACAGCCCUGGGGGCUUUACAAUAGCUUAACUUAUAGCUCUAUGCUCAUAACUGAAGUCUUUGUGAAGAUGUUCAGUAAAAUUGCUAUGGCCAAACCCAUACAGGAAAAUCCCUUACGACAUACGCACACCCUGCUGAAGCCCGCUAACCGCCAUCUCUGCUCGAGGUUCGUGGAGGAUUUCCAUUACUCCGCAUUUCUUUCGAAGCGAUCGGAUGGAGUGACAGUUCUUGUAAUCGAUCGGAUCGAGCUGCCUUCUAAAACUUCGAUGAACGCUGGAUUAAAGCAAACUCAAGUGACCAUUGAGCUCAAAUUACCCAGUACAUGUGUUGAAGACAAUCAUCCGGACAGAAGUGUUAAAGUUUUGGAUUUGGAGUUUUUUGAUGAUCUUGAAAUUGUCCUUUUGGCUCAGUUUGAUUCGGGUUUCAGUGCUAGGUACAUGAUGAUCACUAUGAGGUUCAGGGAACUUUUUGAUUCUCAUGAACGUCAAUUUCCCGAGCUCCCGAUAUAUAGAAAUCAUCGGCUCGGUUCAGAUUAUCAACCGGAUCAAAUCAGUCUCAAUGGUGUCAAGGGCAGACGAACAGGCUGCGUGCUUUCCGGCCAGUGGAGGAUGCUUCACGUCUUUGAUAUGGAGGAUACUUCCGAUACUUAAAUUCUUUGGGUGGGACCAAUUGUAAUAAAACUAUUUUUUAAACUUUUGUACUAUUUUUUCUCAAACUGAAAUUAUCAAAAUUGUAUGCACAAGCAACCCCUAGUAGACUGUGUCUCGCACCUCCCAGGUAUGUACGCGUAUUUGGCAAGAUUUAUACAUG